Messenger RNA from Phytophthora sojae, 639 nucleotides. RefSeq lists its product as hypothetical. NCBI's taxonomy places the organism in Eukaryota, Oomycota, Peronosporomycetes, Peronosporales, Peronosporaceae. The coding region runs from base 1 to 639 and encodes 212 amino acids. The transcript has 5 exons. The record is from RefSeq and is a predicted model, not a curated record. Gene Ontology annotation, biological process: lipid A biosynthetic process.
AUGGAUUUUGGGCCACUAACCAGUCUGCUGCAUAUUUGCAUCGGCAAACGCUGUCGCAUUGGCGCGUUCACCACGGUCGGGGAGGGCGUGGUCAUCGGGGACGACACCACUAUUGGCGCCAACGUGACGCUGCAGAACUGCACCAUUGGCAGCAAAGUGGUGGUUCACCCGGGCGUUCGCAUCGGUCAGGACGGCUUCGGGUUCAUGCUGGACGCCAGUGGCGAGCACGCCAAGAAGCCCCAGGAGCUGAGCGUUGAGAUUCACGACCACGUCGAAAUCGGUGCGAACUGCGCGGUUGAUCGCGGGAGCUGGCGCAACACGGUGAUCGGCAAAGGCUGCAAGCUCGACAACCUGAUUCAAAUCGGCCACAAUGUCCAGCUCGGAACAGGCUGCGUCAUUGCGGCCCAGACGGGCAUCGCUGGUAGCACCACGCUGGGCAACAACGUCUACAUUGGCGGACAGGUUGGCGUGGCGCAGCACCUCCAGAUCGGCGACAACGUUCGUAUCGCUGCGAAGAGCGGCGUGAUGAACCACCUCAAGUCGGACGCCACCUAUGGCGGGAGCCCGGCCGUUCCUAUCAUGGAGUAUCGCCGGCAAAUGGCCUACUUGAGACACCUCGGCAAGAAGCCUGUCGACUAG